Cornus florida is the source of this 1473-nucleotide messenger RNA. Its product is annotated as ATP synthase subunit gamma, mitochondrial. The coding region runs from base 142 to 1113 and encodes 323 amino acids. Gene Ontology annotation, biological process: proton motive force-driven ATP synthesis. The record is from RefSeq and is a predicted model, not a curated record. The transcript is spliced from 9 exons. NCBI's taxonomy places the organism in Eukaryota, Viridiplantae, Streptophyta, Magnoliopsida, Cornales, Cornaceae. Gene Ontology annotation, molecular function: proton-transporting ATP synthase activity, rotational mechanism.
UCUCGAAAAGGAGAGUGCACAUUAGAGCUUUUGAAAACCCUAUUACUAUUUCUAUUACAAAACAAAUUCGGAUCUGCAGUACAAUCUCUAGGGUUUCUGAAAGAAGAAGAAGAAGAAGAAGAAGAAGGCCGAUCGAAUCAAAUGGCGAUGGCUGCGUUGAGGCGAGAGGGAAGGCGUUUCGUCCCUCUGAUCUCUCCCAAUCCCAUCAAUACCCUCCGAUCCUCUCUCGUUCCUUCCCAGGAGCAGGCCUCUCUAGGUGUUCGUUCUAUCUCAACUCAAAUUGUCCGAAACCGUAUGAAGAGUGUUAAGAGUAUCCAGAAAAUUACAAAGGCAAUGAAAAUGGUUGCAGCCUCGAAGCUGCGGGCAAUUCAAGUUAGAGCUGAAAAGUCCCGUGGCCUAUGGCAGCCAUUCACAGCACUUCUUGGUGACUCCCCAAGCAUUGAUGUCAAGAAGAACGUUAUCGUGACAAUUUCUUCAGACAAAGGUCUUUGUGGUGGAAUUAAUUCUACUGCAGUCAAGACAAGCAAGGGACUUUAUAAGUUGAAUUCAGGUCCUGAUAAAGAAAGUAAAUAUGUCAUCUUGGGAGAGAAAGCAAAGGCUCAACUGAUACGAGACUCAAAGAAGGACAUUGAGCUAACCAUAACUGAGCUGCAGAAGUCAUUUCUGAACUAUACUCAGGUUUCUGUUCUUGCAGAUGACAUUUUAAAGAACGUGGAGUAUGACGCAUUAAGGAUUGUCUUCAACAAAUUCCAAUCGGUUGUUUCAUUUCUGCCAACUACUGCUACUGUAUUAUCUCCUGAGGUUGUGGAAAGGGAAUCUGAAGCAGGGGGAAAGCUUGGUGAUCUGGAUUCCUAUGAAAUUGAAGGUGGCGAGACCAAGUCAGAAGUACUUCAGAAUCUAACGGAAUUCCAGUUUUCUUGUGUUAUGUUCAAUGCGGUUUUGGAGAAUGCUUGCAGUGAGCAAGGAGCAAGGAUGUCUGCCAUGGAUAGCUCCAGCAGGAAUGCUGGCGAGAUGCUUGAUCGCCUCACACUUACUUAUAACAGAACCCGUCAAGCAUCGAUCACCACAGAGCUGAUUGAGAUUAUAUCUGGAGCAUCAGCACUGGAGGGGUAGGCUAUAUGCAUGCACAAAUUUCUGCUACUUUGUCCGAUGGUGACGAAAUAAAACCUUAGUGGGAAACAUCAUUUGCGAUUGUUGAUGAUACCUUAUAGAGAGUUUUUGUUUUGCUACUGUAAUAAUCUCCACGAGUCGCUCCGGAGAAGAUUAUUUUGAUGGUUUCAGUAUAUCCUGGAAUUCCUUUUAUCAUUUGCAAGUGUUGAAAAUCUACAAAUUGUCAACGACAGUUGGGUCCUCUUUGAAUUUUCCCUUUGGGAUUUGUCUGAUGCUGAUUAUUGGGAUCCAUUUUACGCAUCGGUUGCGUUUUAUAUGUAUUUUCUGUUUGGAAAAAAAAAGAAGUCAUUGUAAGUUUCUACA